Molecule: messenger RNA, 1446 nt
Organism: Carassius gibelio (silver crucian carp)
Lineage: Eukaryota; Metazoa; Chordata; Actinopteri; Cypriniformes; Cyprinidae
Product: protein THEM6
Exons: 3
Coding region: 117-740 (207 amino acids)
Source: RefSeq, a predicted model, not a curated record
UGAUUGUGUUCACGCGUCACAGUCUGUCCGCGCUUACGUAUGUCACGUGGCCUCGUCCAACCAAUCAGAGCGCAGUUUCUGUCUGUGCGGAAGCGCGUGAAGCCGGUGUCUUGCGGAUGUCAAUCGAAAUCAUGCUGCUGUGGAUUGUGUCCGGCUCUCUGCUCCUCUUCAGCAGUUUUGACGUCUGGUACUUCCUGAGAGCGACGUGGAUGGUGAUCAAGUCCUGGUUCCAGGGGCCGGUUCGAGACGUUCUGGAGGAGCAGGUGGUCCACGGACGGGUUUUCCUCCACGACCUGGACUUUAUGUGUCACAUGAAUAACGCGCGCUAUCUGCGCGAGUGCGACUUCGCGCGCUACGCGUACUGCACGCGGAACGGGCUCUUCCUGGCCGCGCGCGCGCUCGACGCCUCCAUGCUGAUCGGAGCCACGACCAUCCGGUACCGACGCUCGCUGGGGUUCGGCGAGGCCUUCGAGCUGCGCACGCGGAUGGUGGCGUGGGACGAGAAGUCCUUCUACCUGGAGCAGAGGUUCGUGUCCAAGACAGACGGGUUCGUGUCUGCUGUCAUGCUGUGCAGGCAGAAUGUCAUUCGCGGAAAUCCACAGAGGAUCCUGGAGCACCUUUGCAAGAGGAAGGUGGAUUGCCCUGAGAUAUCAGAGGAUCUUCAGCACUGGAUCAGGUUCAUCUCUGCCAGCAGUCAGGCUCUGAGAGCAGAGAGUGGCCUGGACGACAAGACCAAAUGAUCAUUUUAAAGACUCUUACCGUAAGCCUUCCUUCUGCAUGUAAGUUUCCGGUGAUGCUAACCUUGAAACCAUAACUCUCUAAUGUCCGUUUUAAAGUUUCAAAAAGGUUUUCUGGUCCAGAACCUGCGGCUGUUGGCAGCUCCAGUGUUUAGUCCACCACACCAGCCCUCCGUGUAGUUUAUUUGUUUAAAAGUAUUACAACGUCAGUAUGGUACUUACAAAAUCCAUUCCAGAAGCUGUAAGAAAUAUGACUGACAAACCACUGAGCAUGAAUCUCUGUUGAGAAACAGAGCGCAUGAACGAAUGUUGAAAACUUAACUCCAUUCACUUGAACGCUGGGGGCUUUUUAACGCUCCUUUUACCAAAUACGCACAUGAACAUAAGAAAAAUAAUGUCCAAAAGAUUUGCACUGAGUAUUUUAAUAGUAUAAAUGGUAGAUGAGUUAUGAGAAAUGUAUUGUUAAAUCAUAUCACAUCAUGGAUUUGUUGUGCUGGUCAGAUAUGUAAAUCUAGGUAUUUAUUCAAAUUUAAAACUGAAACGGUUUAUUAUUGUUGUUAUUUAUGAAAAGGGAACAUGUAUUUAUUCAAAUAUUUUUUCUGAGAUUUGCAUAAUUUCUUUGAGAAGAGUCUGUAUGUAAAGUAAUUUAAGCACCUGUAAUGAAAUUUGAAGACUUGCUUUAUGAAAUAAAGUCCUGCAUUAUAAAUAA